AUGAGCGCUUCGAGGUUCAUCAAGUGCGUCACUGUUGGAGAUGGAGCUGUGGGCAAAACUUGUUUGCUAAUCUCCUAUACCAGCAAUACCUUCCCUACUGUCAGUUUUUUCUUUCUUUCUUCUUUUCAUCGUCUUUAUGUAUUGGAUUAUGUGCCAACAGUUUUCGACAAUUUCAGCGCAAAUGUGGUUGUGAAUGGAGCCACUGUGAAUCUGGGAUUGUGGGACACUGCUGGACAAGAGGAUUAUAACAGAUUACGACCGUUGAGUUAUCGUGGUGCUGAUGUCUUCAUAUUGGCCUUCUCUCUCAUAAGCAAGGCCAGUUAUGAAAAUGUCUCCAAGAAGUGGAUUCCAGAGUUAAAACAUUAUGCACCUGGUGUUCCCAUUAUUCUGGUUGGCACAAAGCUUGAUCUUCGAGAUGAUAAGCAGUUCUUCGUAGACCAUCCUGGUGCUGUACCCAUUACCAAUGCUCAGGGGGAAGAACUUAGGAAGCUGAUUAAUGCACCUGCUUACAUUGAAUGCAGUUCAAAAUCACAAGAGAAUGUGAAAGCAGUGUUUGAUGCAGCCAUAAGAGUUGUGCUUCAACCACCAAAGCAAAAGAAAAAGAAGGCUAAAGGUCAAAAAGCCUGUUCAAUAUUGUGA
This is a messenger RNA of Sphenostylis stenocarpa, 639 nucleotides long. The record is from the annotation of a GenBank genome assembly. NCBI's taxonomy places the organism in Eukaryota, Viridiplantae, Streptophyta, Magnoliopsida, Fabales, Fabaceae.